UUGUGGGGUUUCCUGUGUGCCUAGAUGAAGGGGAUUCUGCUAAACACACACUUCCUCAUGCAAUCUGCUCAGUAUGGAGGCUGUCCCAAGUCACAUCUGUCUAAUGUUUCACUCUGAUUCAAGCUAACCCAGGGCUACAAUAAAUCUAGCCUUGUGCCCCACCCUAAACAAACCCAUUCAGCUGCUAGAAAGGGAAAAAAAGUGAAUAAACACCUUUUUUUUCUGCUAAGUGGAAUUCACUCUCCAGCAGGUCCUGUCUGUGCUGGAUGCUUUUAAUCUGGGCUGUGGAACUGUCUGACAGACAGAAAGGAGAAACUCAGAUCACUGAGGUGGAACCUUAACAAACAUUGCUGCCCGCCUGGCAUUGGAAGGAAUUCUGGAGUCUGGAGAUUUGGGAUAACUGUACAGUGAAGAGUGGGAUACGAGCAGCUGCACCCUAGUAUUCACCUCUAGGCAGGCCUAAGUGAUCUUAAUCUAACUUCAAUGAGGUGUAUAUUCUAAUCGCUUCCUUUAAUUUUCCUUAAAUUGCAGAAGAUUAUUCAUGAAAAACAUUGUCUGCAUUUUGGGAUCUUGGACAGUUAUAUGAAUUGGCUUUAGAUCAUGAGCAUUCAGCUGAUCACUUCCAAACGACAGUGAUGCUUCUGGUGGUGGGCUGGUGAUACUGUACUCAAACUGUGGCAUGAAAGGGCCUGCCAAUCUGCUAGUUGGUGCACACACAGAUCCAUAGACAAGACUUGUGGAGAAGCAGGAAAAUGAAGAUUCCAUUGCUAUUGUGUAUAAUUAUUGUUGUGCUGAAGCCUGCAUUCCUGUUAAGAAAAUCCAAACGACAAAGUGACUUUUGGGACAACUGGGGAGAAUGGAAGGAGUGCAGCCGUACUUGUGGGGGAGGAGUAAGUUUCAGAGAGCGCCAGUGCUACUCCCGCAGGGCAGAUGGGGGAUCGAAUUGUAUUGGACCAACCAAAAACUACCGGUCCUGCAAUGUACAGGAAUGCACUGAGGGCUCUCGUGAUAUACGUGCAGAGCAGUGUUCAGAAUAUGAUGGAAUGGAAUUCCAAGGCAAAAGGUACAAGUGGCUUCCAUAUUAUGGAGCCUCCAAUAAAUGUGAGUUGAACUGUAUCCCUAAGGGAGAGAAUUUCUACUACAGACACAAGAUGGCUGUGCUUGAUGGGACCCCAUGUGAGCCAGGAAGAAAAGAUAUAUGCAUUGAGGGUGUGUGCAAGUCUGUUGGCUGUGAUAAUAUACUGGACUCUUCCAAGAGGGAAGACAUGUGCUUGGUGUGCGGAGGAGAUGGCAGGUCAUGCUAUGAGGUCAAAGGGCAGUACGAGUCACCUGUUUUGUCAAAAGGAUACAGCCAGCUUUUCACAAUUCCCUUUGGGGCGACCAGCAUCCAAAUUAAGGAAGUUGUUCCUACAAGGAAUUUCUUAGCCAUAAAGAAUGUCCGUGGGGAGUAUUAUCUGAAUGGAUACUGGACCAUCGAAUUUAGUCGGGCUGUGGAUGUUGCCAGUACAGUCCUACAUUACUAUCGAGGAACGGAGGGAGAUCUAGCCCCUGAGGUUAUAACUGCCAGGGGUCCAACUACUGAGCCUCUUGUUGUGGAGCUGAUAGGACAAGAGGCCAACCAAGGUGUUCAGUAUGAGUACUACCUCCCUAACCAGGAUAACACAGAUGAUUACCAAUGGAGUUACAGUUCUUGGAGUGAAUGUAGUGCAGAGUGUGGGGGAGGUUAUCAGACACGUCUGGUGUUUUGCACUAUAGACUAUGAAGCAUAUCCAGCCGUUAUGUGCAAGGAGAAGCCUGCUCCAUCCAGCAACAGGACCUGCAAUAGACAGCCUUGCCCACAAAUGAAACGGAUGUCUUACAUGUAUCCGCCAUCAAUGUGGAGCCGAGCAGGGAACACAAAAAUGACCAGCUGGAAAGAGAAUGAGUGGGGGCCAUGUUCAGCCACCUGUGGGGGUGGCACCCAGAGCCGCUCAGUGUACUGUGUCACAUAUGAAGGAAGGGCUUCCCAAAAUGCUGUUCCAGAUGCAGAUUGUGCAGCAUUCACAGAAAAACCAGCUACCCAACAAGUCUGCAAUCUCCGCGCCUGUGCAAAAUGGAGUUUGGGACCAUGGACAGCGUGUUCCACAGAGUGUGGGGAAGGCAUUCAGAAACGCACUGUAUCUUGCACAACAGACUCUGGGGCAGUCGUACCGGACAUUACCUGCCUCAUGCAGAUGAAGCCUCCAGAUACCCAGUUAUGUUAUGGGGAAAACUGCAUUCAAGAAAUUGGCUGGCAUAUUGGAGAGUGGGGGCUGUGUUCAAAGAGCUGCAACAGUGGCAUCAGGAAGCGCCAGGUGAUCUGUGCCGACAAUGAUCGUAACUUCUAUGAGCCUGAGACCUGUGAAGUUCAUGAGCCAGAAAAGCCUUCUGUGAUUGAGAGCUGUAACAUGCAGCCCUGCCACCUACAACAACAGGUUUCGAGCAUGCAAGAUACAUGGGGCUACGAUAAUUCAGAUCAAUUCGUCCUGACCCGAUAUAAUCCGGAAGGCUCCACACAGAACCGCAGACCUGUGGACAGACAAAACAGAAAUGAAGACAACUCUAUUCCCAAUAACCCCAGAGACUGCCGGCAGAACAGAUUUGGUUGUUGCCCUGAUGGUGUAACAGAAGCUAAGGGAUAUGACAACGAGGGAUGCCCCCAGUAUUACUCAGAUGCAGAUGCUAAUGUUGGCAGAAACCAGAGAGCUGAUCCUUCUCCUGGAAUUCCAUCUGAAGAGUGCCGAGCUUCUCACUACGGAUGUUGUUUUGACAACACGAAUAAAGCCACUGGUCCUGUGGGUGAAGGGUGCAGAAGUAAACCAAGUUAUCCAUAUUCUACAAUUUGUCUGCUACCGAGUGCUACAGGACCAUGCGCUGAUUGGUCAACUCGUUGGUACUUUGUGCCUGAAGUUGGAAAAUGCAAUCGUUUUUGGUAUGGCAGCUGCCAUGGCAACAAAAAUAACUUUGCCACAGAGGAGGAGUGCAUGAGUUCUUGCCGGCAAAUACAGGGCAGCAGUACUGGUAAUGUAGAGUACAGGUACCGCAAUAGAGGCAUGAAAUGGGACCGACUGACACACAUUCAUUCAGAGGCCCAGGGAGAGGACAUGCCAGUAGAAGAGAGAAGAGAUCAUAAUCAAGGGAUGGCCAAAACACUUGACCAAGAUCUUGAAGGUCGUGAUCUCUCUGGACAUAGCUAUGAAGACAGCAGAAUGGACAACAGAAGAAAUGGAGAUGUCACAGAGAGACAUGGAACUAAAACAGAAGCUAAAUCCUCUCCGCAUUCUUCAGUUUACAGCAUUAUUUUGGACAAGGUAGAAUUUUCAUCAAUGGUGGCCUUUACAGGACAAAACACUCACCUGCCAUGCCGUGUCAGUGAUUACCCCUUUCCUAAUAUUGAGUGGCUGAAAGAUGGACACCUUAUCUCGCGUUCCAGCAAAUACAGUUACAAUCCAGAUGGCUCUCUGGUCAUUAGUAGUGUUCGCUCAGAAGAUACAGGGGUGUAUAAGUGUUUGGUAUCCAAUGGCAACCGAAAAGAGACACAUCGGGUGCAGCUUCAAGUGAAAGAUCUGGAGACACAAGAAGCUCAGAGAGGGAGUGAAGGUUUAAAGCAGCCAGACUCCUCUGCUUCUCAGUUGAGCAAAGACACCAGAAGUCAUCUCCCACAUUCAGACAGGAGGGGAUCAGCUAAAACCCCCUUGGUUAUUGAUGCAAGUUUGGGACAUCGCACGAGACUUCCUUGCCUUCUAGAGGUUCAUCCCAGCACAAAUGUUGAGUGGCAGAAGGAUGGAAAUCCACUAUCUUCUACAAGGCACAGAAAGCAAGCGGAUGGCUCGCUCACGAUUAGCCGUAUGAGUCCAGAUGAUGCUGGGAUCUACACAUGUACUGCAACAACCGGGGCUGGGCGAGUGGUGAAGUACAUCCAGCUCAAUAUCAGAGGGGAACUGAAAAUCACUGGCCCACCAUCUAGUCUCACGGUGUCCGAGGGUGAAAAGGCAGAGCUCCGUUGUGUUGUUAGUGGGCAAAAUGCAAACAUACAAUGGUCAAGAAAUGGCCUACCUGUGCGUUCAGAUUGGCAUCACACCUUUGUGUCGGAGGAUGGAACCUUGAUCAUUCGCAACACAAAGGCUACAGAUGAGGGAUCAUAUACAUGCAAUGCAUACAACGGCGCCCACUCUGUCAGUGCCAGUGCAGAUAUCAGGGUGCACAAGAGCAGACCAACAGAUCCUCCUUUAAAACUAACAGAAAGGCAUGGAGAAUGCAUAGACCAUCCAGAUCUGGCCAACUGCGACCUUGUUGUCUACGCCAGCCUCUGCUCAAAUGAGUAUUACAGCAGCUUCUGUUGUGCCAGCUGCUCCAGACACUGACCCCCACACAACCCACCAUGGUACAUAGACAUUGUCUUUAAACUUUACGUGCUUCGUGGAUCAUAACCCAGCGGGUAGAUACAAGAAACCUGUGCCUGGACGUUGCUCUGUGAAAGAUCAUUAGUUGGUUUGGAUCCCUGCUGACUGGUUGUAGAUAUUACUUUUCAAAAGCAGCAUUUAAAGCAGAAAGCAGCACAAUAUAUAAAGAGUGUUUAAUUACUAUAUGUUUAAACUGUUUCCAUAUUAGUGUUUGGGGGAAUGUAUAUAGAGGUAAGAAAAGGGAUGAGCUCACCAAAGCCCAGAACAGAGGGAGGCAGCCUGUGCCACUGCGUGUGUUACCCACAGCCGCUGUCCUUUUAAUCCCAUAUUAUAGGCAAAGAAUAAUGGGAGUUUGGUCGCACAGUAAUUGUGGUAGAAAGGUUGCCUAUCCUCAGUUCAAGGAUAAUAAAUGUUUUAUUGAUCUACAA
Molecule: messenger RNA, 4849 nt
Organism: Xenopus laevis (African clawed frog)
Lineage: Eukaryota; Metazoa; Chordata; Amphibia; Anura; Pipidae
Gene: papln.L
Product: papilin
Exons: 30
Coding region: 753-4382 (1209 amino acids)
Source: RefSeq, a predicted model, not a curated record